AUGAGCCACAGAGGUCUUUCAAUGAGAGGUUUCAUGCCAUCAGCUAUGAGUCCUAAUGCGCAUGCAACCAGAAGAACUUCCUUAGAAAAUUUGAUGGAGCAGACAAGAAAUGUUGAAUCCCCUUCAAAGGAAACGGGAACUGCUUAUGAUAGCGAGAAUCCAAGCGCAGACGAUGGUGAUACUUGUCCUUAUGGGUGUUGUGAGAAGGAAAGCUUGAGUGACUUCAUAUUGAAGAGAGGUUUCUUUGAGGGUGCUUGCUCAGACAUAACUAUUAGAGCAUUUAACCAGGAUUAUCGCUUACACAAGUUAAUCUUAGAUAGAAGUGGUUAUUUUUCUUCCUUAUUCAAUGGUCCUUGGAAUGAUCCUUCAAACACAACACAUGAACUAAUAUUUGAGGAUGAUGAAAACAUUACACAGGAAUCAUUUGAGCUGGCAAUUGCACGCUUGUAUGGCGCUGUUAAACCUAAAGCAGAAAUACAACACACAUUGAGCAUGAUCGCUAUAGGGCAAUAUCUAGACAUUCCAGAGGUUGUUUGCAAUGCUACAGAUAAUAUUGUUAACUCUUUGAACUUUGAUAACAUUGCAAGGUUUACAUCUUUUGCUUCUAUGAAUGAUUAUGGUAAAGCUAGCGAGAGAAUUAUAGAUAGUGCUAAAGGGUUAUUAUGCUCUGAUGGUUGGCAAAAUGGGUUUGAGAAAUGGGAUGGUGUUCCUGUCUCUAUUAUUGCGUAUGUUGUAGGCCAUGAUGCCUUCUUUGUUCCAUCUGAAUGGGAAAGAGCUUUAUUCAUAAUGAAAUUGAUUGAAAGACGUCAAUCAAUGAAUAGAUCAUCAUCAUCAGGAUCGGUCAGUGAAUUGGAUGAUGAAGAAGAUGUUGAACCUUUGAUUAAUGCCUUGAACACGAAAGUUCAUUAUUGUCACCUUAGUGCUGAGCAAUUGCAUAAACUUGAGACUUAUGUUGAUAAUAGUGGUAAACCUCAUAUUGACCCUUCUGUUUUGAAAAAUGCAUUAUGGUUGAGUGUUUUGCUUUAUAGAAAAGUCGCAACAGCAGAAAAGAAGUCAAAUGAAUUAGGGUUGGUGACUACUUCAGAAGCACCACCAAAUAAAGAAAAUACGUGGUUCAUACCAACAAAAGACGAGACGUUAUAUGGGACUCCUCAACAACUUGAAGAAUCAAUAAAAAGUCAUCAUCAUAUACGGGAUGAUAUGCCUAGCGGAAAAACUACUGAGAAUGCUGGAGAUGCGGUAUACAAAGUCACAAAAGUUCCACCUUUCAGAUUUUCCAUUGCUUUUAGCCAGGUGUGGGAACUCGAAGCGGAAAAGAGAGUUUAUGCAAAGACACUAUGGUACGCUGGCUCGUAUUGGAAUCUGUAUAUCCAAAAGAUAAGACACAGAAAAGGUUACCAAAUGGGUGUUUAUAUUCACAGGGCGUCAAAUUCCGCACCUUCAAGAUCUGCUCUGUUGAACCGAGACGUUUUCAAAAACUCAACUUAUAGUUUAGAUAAUGAUUCAAGCUUAUCAAAUAUAAUUGGUGAUGUGAACAACUUGAUGCUAAAUGAUGAGCCAGAAGCAUCAAAUGAUACACUUUCAUCAUUCACAAAAUCAGAGCUGAAUGCAGCACCAGAUGAAGAAGAAGAGGAAGAGGAAGAAGAGAAUGAUAAUUCGUUUUUGAGCUAUGAAGAUAAUAGAAUAAAGACAUCGGUUUACUAUGUCAUAUAUACACCAUCAAGAAAAGUGAAGACUUCACUAACAUGUUUCAUAUCAACACCUGAUCUAUUCAAUAAAUCUCAAAGUUGGGGCUGGAAAAGCAAUAGCAUGUGUUCAUUUAACGAUGAUGGUACUUUAGCAGAUGGACAGGAUAAAUUGUUGAAAUUUAUGGUUGUCUUGGGAAACACUUGA
Molecule: messenger RNA, 1893 nt
Organism: Hansenula anomala
Lineage: Eukaryota; Fungi; Ascomycota; Saccharomycetes; Phaffomycetales; Wickerhamomycetaceae
Exons: 1
Coding region: 1-1893 (630 amino acids)
Molecular function (GO): protein binding
Source: RefSeq, a predicted model, not a curated record